Messenger RNA from Prunus armeniaca (apricot), 195 nucleotides. The record is from the annotation of a GenBank genome assembly. Lineage: Eukaryota; Viridiplantae; Streptophyta; Magnoliopsida; Rosales; Rosaceae.
AUGUCUACAAGCUCUGUUAAUCCCAUUAAUAGCAGUGACACAUCCUUCCAUGUUGCUUGCCCCGUCCCAUCACAGACUUGGAAGGAAUGGGUUAAGGAAAAGAAGAUAACUUGGAACUGUGAUCGUGGUAGGUGCACCGGAAAGUUAGCUACAGUAUAUUUCUGGGGUUUGGAAUUGCUCUCUUGGAAACAAUGA